CAAUCCCAACCUGGCGCUCCCCAAACAAAAGGGAUCUUGGGGCCCCGGGAGGAGCCUGAAUGACACUGGAGAAGCCCCUCCUUCCGCCCGCGCCGAUUGGAGCCGGGGCUGGAGGCGCGAGGCGGCGAUUGGCCCUGGAGAAUGCCAAUACCCGCGCCGGGCGGCCUAGAGGGCGGGGCCUCGGGGCAGUGGAUGGGGAGCGGGCGGCGGAGGCGGCGGAGGCGGCGGGGAACCGAGCCCGGAGCGCCGCGGAAAGCAUUGGACACUUUUCCACCAUGCUGAUGGUAUUUUAAAUAUAUUAGACAAUUUUCCAAAAUUUUAAUUGAAGAAAAUCUUGAGAGAUUAUACUUGAGGACGAAAGUGUGACUCAGCCGAUUAUCAGCCCUUCAGAAUGAAUCUGGAAAAACUCAGCAAACCUGAACUCCUGACACUAUUUAGUAUUCUUGAAGGAGAACUUGAAGCAAGGGACCUUGUUAUAGAAGCUUUAAAGGCCCAACACAGGGAUACUUUCAUUGAAGAACGCUAUGGAAAAUAUAACAUCAGUGAUCCAUUAAUGGCUCUACAGAGAGAUUUUGAAACACUGAAGGAGAAAAAUGACAGCGAGAAGCAGCCGGUCUGCACAAACCCACUGUCCAUCCUGAAGGUGGUAAUGAAGCAGUGUAAGAGCAUGCAGGAGCGCAUGCUGUCCCAGCUGGCUGCCGCCGAGAGCAGGCACCGCAAGGUGAUCCUAGACCUUGAGGAAGAAAGGCAGAGGCAUGCCCAGGACACAGCUGAAGGCGACGAUGUCACCUACAUGCUGGAGAAGGAGAGAGAGAGGCUGACUCAGCAGCUGGAAUUUGAGAAGUCCCAGGUGAAGAAGUUUGAAAGGGAGCAGAAGAAGCUCUCCAGCCAGCUGGAGGAGGAGCGCUCCCGCCACAAGCAGCUGUCGUCCAUGCUGGUGCUGGAGUGCAAGAAGGCCACCAGCAAGGCUGCCGAGGAGGGCCAGAAGGCCGGGGAGCUGAGCCUGAGGCUGGAGAAGGAGAAGAGCCGCGCCAGCAGGCUGGAGGAGGAGCUGGCGGCCGAGCGGAAGCGCGGCCUGCAGACCGAGGCCCAGGUGGAGAAGCAGCUGUCCGAGUUCGACAUCGAAAGGGAACAGCUGAGAGCCAAGCUGAACCGCGAGGAAAACCGGACCAGGACGCUGAAGGAAGAGAUGGAAAGCCUGAAGAAGAUCGUGAGGGAGCUCGAGGCUUCCCAUCAGCACAGCAGCCCCCACGCGCGGCUGCAGAAACCAGCCACCGUGGCCAGGGGCACAGCCACGGAGCCGCUCACGCGUGCGUCUGUCUUUUGCCAGACGGAGAGCUUUCAGGCAGAAAGAGCCCAUGGGGGCAGCGAGGCCAAGGUGACCGACACUGGGCUGCCGGGCCCCCCCACUCCUGCUACCGCUUAUGCAAAAGCCAACGGCCAUUGUGACCCGGGGAUACAAGCCACCAGGGAGCUGACUGCAGGCAGCGGUGCGGAAAACCAAGGGCCUCCGCGAGACAAGCCCGUGGAGAAUGGCGGGUGCACCGUCGGGACCGAGACUCCAGCCCCGGCGCCCAGCCACCUCCCUUCCGGCGGGAGCUCCCCGUCUCCCAGCAGCACCGCCUCCUCCUCCCUGACUUCCUCUCCCUGCUCCUCACCAGUGCUCGCCAAGCGCCUACUGGGGUCCUCAGCCGGCAGCCCUGGCUACCAGUCGUCCUACCAAGUGGGGAUCAACCAGCGGUUCCACGCAGCUCGGCACAAGUUCCAGUCCCAAGCAGAUCAGGACCAGCAAACCAGUGGUCUCCAGAGCCCUCCGUCCAGGGAUCUGUCCCCCACCCUCAUGGACAACUCUGCUGCCAAGCAGCUGGCCCGAAACACAGUCACUCAGGUGCUCUCCAGAUUCACGAGCCAGCAGGGGCCGAUAAAGCCCGUGUCUCCCAACAGCUCUCCCUUCGGCACAGACUACCGCAGUCUGGCUGGCACUGCCAGUCCCAGAGGUGACUCCAGCCAUUCACCGACCCCGGGGAAAGUGUCCAGCCCGCUGAGCCCCCUGUCUCCAGGAAUCAAGUCCCCCACCAUCCCCAGAGCCGAGAGGGGAAACCCCCCGCCAAUCCCCCCCAAGAAGCCCGGCCUCACCCCAUCUCCAUCUGCUACCACCCCUAUGACCAAAACUCCUUCCCAGACACCCUCUCUGGCCACCAGCGAAGACAUUGCCAGCAGCUGCUCUUCCAGUGCCGUCGUGCCCAACGGCAAGGAUGUCGAGGUACUGUUGCCCACCAGCAGCUAGUCCCCACAAGCAGGCUACACGUGUGACAUUCCAUCAGAUUCCGUCCAGGAGCUCAGAGACCGUUGAGUCAGAUCGUGUUAUUUAUUUUGACAGUAGCUGAAACCAUCUGUAUAAUGCAUUUAGUGCGUUUCACCUUUUUGUAUUUUUUUAAGCAAAAACUGAGUAGUUGGAUUGUUACGGCUCACAUCUUUGUCCUGAAGCGAGAAGGGCACCUCCAGGACAUCUCCCACUCAGCAAUCGCUGUCAUGUUGUGAUGGAGUGCCAGGUGGUGACUUGCUGUCUAUUUGGGGACUAGAAUCACUCAACACUCGUUUUGAAUUAUGCAGAAGUGGUUCUUGCAGGUUUUUAUUCCAGAUAAACAUGUUUUAAAAGUGCCUGAAAUAUGACUGCAAUAUGAAUGUGAUUCUGCAGCAGAAACACAAAACGGACCAUUUAAUUGCAGAAAAUGAGAUCCUCUGAAUACUGAAUGUUAAAAACCAACACUGCUUUUAAUCCUCUUUUACUGUUUUUAAUACAAGCUUUGUGUUCUGAAACAAGGCUGUGUAAGCAGAAUGGGAAUUCUUCUACAGGUGGGUGUGAACUCACCACAGAGCUGAGCUUUGUAGAGCCCUUGAGAAGCCCUGAGCACUAAAGCACUGGGGUGCUGAUUUGCUGGUACUUUUGAAAACUUAACCCACUCCUUAGUUUCCUGUGUAAAUUCCUGAAUAGAAUGAAAUCACAUCUCCAUUCAAGUUAUGUCUCCAAGCAUCCACUGUUGUGUAAGGAAGUUCUGAUUCUGAUCACUAUUACUUGAAUAGGAAAUGGUUGCUCAUUCUGUAUAAAAGUUUUGCAACAGAAUGAAAUCUUUAUUCUGUAAUCAAAAAGCAAUAACUUAAAAUUCACUCUCUUUGUAACAAUGUAAAUCAGAAUUAUACAAGUUUCACCAAAUUGUUACAUUUAUUCUCCAAGCUGCCAGCAUUUGGGGUCUGUAUCUGUGAAACCAAAUUAACUUUUGCCAAAAUGGAAGUAUACAUAUAUCUGUAUAGACAUUACCCCCUCACGUGUUUAACAUAGACACACCUAAACACAUAAGUGUGCGUGUAAUUAGAUCUUUGAAGUUUGCAAUAUGGCAUAAAGGACAAGUAGAAUUGCACAUUAAGAUUACCUACCAAAGCUAUCUAGCUGGGACCCAGUCAAAGGGGCAAUCUUGUCCAGAGGGAGGUGGAGAGAUUCCAGAUGAAGCCCAGGUCUUCAGCAUCAUAAAAAAGCAAAGCUAAAUUAACCCCAUGUCAUAAAACUCAACUGGUCACAUGAAUGGGUGCAACUGGCCAGGUGCGGUGUCUCACACCUGCAAUCCCAGCACUGGGGGAGGCUGAGGCAGGAGGCUCACUUGAGGCCAGGCGUUCCAGACCAGCCUCUUGCCGCCAUGCAAGAAUGCUAGACCAGAGUUACCAGUUCUUCAAACUUUUAUGAACUCCAAGCUUUCAUGAGAAACAGUCUCAUUUUUAAAUAUCAAGGACUGAUUUUAAAAACUUUAAACACCACUGGUUAAACAAACACUUCUGCAGCUGGAGUUAGCUUACAAGCUGCCAGGUUGCAACUUCUUUCAUCUAGAAACUUCCAUCAUUUCUAUCAUAGUGAGUUUGUGUGGACAGAAACCUCCAGACUCUCCAACUGUGUAGACUAGUACUGCUGAUAAAGUCCAUAGAAUAUGAAGACUGUCCCUGUCAUCCAAACAAGACUGUACAACUUUGACACUUGACACAGCGGUUAUAUAAUUUGGUGUCCACAGGGCAGGAGAGGCCUUAAUGUCGUCACAUAAGUUCUUCGAGCCAACAUCUUGCAGCAGCCCCUGACCUGCUGCCGUAAUUUAGGUCUAUUUCCUUUAAUCCAGUAUGAGCUGGGGGGUAGCAGGUGAUAGAAAUCGACAUGUGAAUCACAACGGAGUCUCUUAGUGACUCAUGGUCUGGUAAGACAAAUGCAUCAAAAAUUAAAUGCUACUGACUACCAAAAUGAUGUAGGGGGUGUCUUAAAGAACUGUCCAAAGCAAUCAUGCAUUGAGCUUUGUUUCCCAUGAAUUGCCAAAAUGAACAGUGUUGAAAAAGUAGCUGAACUUCCUAAACAGGAGAGGGGGCCACAGUGCCAGAGUCUUAUUAUCUCUCAUGCUUUAAAUGGUAAUCUUAAAACUGCAUUGUGCUCUUCCUUUGUUUGGGGAUAGAUAUAUAGAGAGAGAGAGAGAAACUAUAAGGAAGUUUAUUUCUUAGGAAGUGCACUGAAUAACGUAUUUCUUUUACAGUGUAACACGGGGUGGGGAUAUACAAAGGAAAUGUGUAUUUUUGCUAGUUGCCUAUCUUCUGAGAUAAAUAAGCACAACCCUGCAAUGGAUCCAAUAAUCCACUUAGAUGUUAUAGAGUAGUAUUUAAGUUUGCCGUAGAUUGUGUGUGUGUGUGCUAAGUAAAAGUUCCAUGACUCACAAUUUCGGUAUUAACCCAUGUUGCAAAAGCUCGUACUGGUCAGUGGAUUGUAAUGAUGUGCAACAUAGAACACCAGCGUUAACUAGUCAUUACCAUUUGUAAAGCCAAAUACACAAUGCAGAACUCUUCAUUCAUUUUUAUAGCAGAUUUCAUUAAAACAAGUUAAGUCAUACCA
Messenger RNA from Carlito syrichta (Philippine tarsier), 4915 nucleotides. RefSeq names its product CTTNBP2 N-terminal like (gene CTTNBP2NL). Lineage: Eukaryota; Metazoa; Chordata; Mammalia; Primates; Tarsiidae. The record is from RefSeq and is a predicted model, not a curated record. The transcript has 6 exons. Bases 392 to 2287 code for a protein of 631 amino acids.